AUUCUGAUUAUUGCAAAAUUUUAUAAAUCUGUAAAUGUUAUUUGUCGUCAUAUCCACUUGCGGACGCAGCAUGAAAUCAGCAGCUAUUGCGCCAAUGCUUCUAGUUCGCGUACAACAAAAAGUCCACCGCCCGCGCAUCAGCAAGCCUCGCCCAUAACACCGAGUGAAUCCAGCUUCCCGGUUGGUGGAAUUCGCGGUGUUCCAGCACGUGAUUCGUUUAUCAUCUACCAGCACAUAUUACGCAAUCAACAGGAAACUAUCAAUGCUUCUUUGCGUGGUGAGUUCGACGAAAAAAUACUCGCUGGUAGUCCACCAUUGGAAUUGCGACGACCGGGUAGCGUGCCACGUACGAUCGCUGUGCCGCAUGGACUACAAAGUCCACAAGACCGUGCCACAGAUUCGCCACAAGUGGCUCAAGUAUAUGUACACAACACCCGCAUACCACAUCCGCAUUACACUGAGCGCGCAUUCUACGAGGCGGGUCGUCAAUUGCCGGUCGAACCACCACCAGCUCAUCGUUCAGCUGCAGCGCAUAGUGUUGUGGCGCCACCACCGCCGGUCGCCGUGCCACCACCAGUCGCGGGAGCAGCCAGCCCAUUCAUUGGCGGGGCACCUACGACAGUACAGCCAGCGUCAGCGGCAACAGCAGUGGUAAACACUACAACUGGUGGCGGCAACCUUAAUGUACAACCACCAUCAGCUGCCGUAGCACAUCUGCAUUCCGCACAACGGAUUGAGCAGGACCGCGAGCAGCGCGAACGAGAGCAACAGCAACUGCAGCGUGAAAAAGAACGUAUUGCAAUUACACCCUCCACCGCAGAUACUUUGUCUUCUGCUGCUGGUCAACCACCACAAACCACAACUCAAACGAGAAGUCUGCAAGUAGCGACACCAUCCCAUGCCAAUCCACAAGUGACACAACCGCCAUCAGCUGACUCACUGCUCACACUCCUGCAACGCUAUCCAGUCAUGUGGCAGGGUCUUUUGGCACUCAAGACCGAUCAGGCAGCAGUACAGAUGCAUUUCGUGUUCGGCAACCCUCAUGUGGCGCGUGCCUCGUUGCCCUGCAACCGCGACGGUAGUACACCGCCGCUGCGUAUAGCUCAACGCAUGCGGCUGGAGCAGACACAGCUAGAGGGAGUGACCAAGAAGAUGCAGUUUGAAAACGAGCAUUGCAUGCUCUUGGCGCUACCUUGUGGCCGCGACCACGCGGACGUUUUGCAGCAGUCGCGGAACUUACAAACUGGCUUCAUCACCUACUUGCAACAGAAAAUGGCUGCAGGCAUAGUAAACAUACCGAUGCCCGGCAGUGAGCAAGCAGCCUAUGUUGUGCAUAUAUUCCCAUCGUGUGACUUUGCCAAUGAGAAUUUGGAGCGAGCGGCACCUGAUUUAAAGAAUCGAGUAGCAGAAAUCGCACAUUUGCUGAUAGUAAUAGCAACUGUCUAAAUGCAAAAUGAGGUGUACGUACCUAAAGCACCAGUAAUGAGUAAAGGUUCAAAUGCGCAUUGCAUUUCAAUGCUCUGGAGCGUAAAAGCGGGGCUGUGCAAUUGCUUAAUCCGGAUUUUAAACACCAAAAUUACUAGUAUCACACUAGCAUAUACAAACUGGCAUAUAUAUAUAUAUAUAUAUACUGACGCGAACAAACAAGUGAAUUUGUAACAGAUUUCAUUACAUGGAAUGUGACUACAUAAAACAAUAAAGAAAUCUGACUCUAAAGAAGAAGUAAUAAGUAAAAAUAGGCGCAAAACUGCUGGCGCAUAGGAAGAUAUUUAAAAGGGAAAUAUAACUACAUACAAACGUUAUGGAGGAACGAAUGUAAUUUAUUUUAAUUAAAUGUUUAAAGGAUUCUAGCAAUUAAGUUCUUUUCGAAAAAAUAACAUACAAAAAAAAAAUAUACAAAAAGUGUAGCCCAGAAAUCUAAUAAGUCGUUAACAGACACCCAAUAAGCAAAUUCGCUAAAAGCAUAAAUCAGAUGAAAACCAAAACUUUAAAUAAGAAAAGAAAAGGGAGACAAAAGUAAACGGAUACAAAAAAUACAAAACACUAAACAAAACAAGUCUUAAAAUGUAAGAGGCGUUAAUGAGUGUUAAUUUGAAAAAAUCUAUACAGAAAAAGAGAAACCCGCGCCCCUGACAUAUAGUCAAAUAGGCACAGUAAACUGAACUAAAACCGAUAUUGAAAUGAAGCAAGCAAAAAAGUAAAAAGGGAAAAACUACGCAAUACUACGAUAAUGCGUGCAAGUAUUCCAAGAUAGGUAUUCGUAAUUUGGACACGGAGUUAUGAGGAUAAAAAUGAGAAUAUGAAAAUAUGAAAAAGUAAAAUAUUUAAUUUUAUCAAUUUGUUAAAAAUGUAUAUAUACAGUUUUUUUUUUUGAUUUUCAUGCUGCUAAGCAAAUUUUUAUUACAAGUUUUGUGAAUACCUCGUAUUAUUUUUUGUCGUACUUUUUUAGUUUUUGACCCGCACUUGUUUUAUGAAUAACAUUUUCCUUAGUGUUUCAUAUUACAGUAAUAAUAAUAAAAAAAAGCAAGUUGAAGGAUUAUUAAUAAACAUAAAUAUUUAUUAGUAAGGUUUAAAUAAUAAACUAAUUUACGGUUAUUAACUAAUGAAAAAUUGUAAUUUAUGUAUGAUCUCAAAUUAAAGAAAAGCUUACUUCUUAUUUGCUUUAUCAAAAGGAAACAAAAACUAAAAAAAAGGUAACAAACUGAUCAAAUAGAAACUGAUUUUUACAGCUAAAAUAAACUUUUAAAAGGUGAAUCUAUGCGGAGAUAACAAUGUACAAGGGAGCAAAACAGAUGACUUGAUAGUAAUCCUUUGAGGAAGAGAAGAGGGGUAGUAAGCCAAGCUUAAAGUACCAGCUGAAUUGUUUCAAUAACUGCACAGAAUAAACAAUGUACAGAAGAAGCAUGUCUGCGUGCGCUGAAGUCUGAAUUUAUGGCACGGUCGGUUAGGAAAGAAGCGUACGUCAAGUCGGCACUGCCUCGGUUACUUAAACAGUGUUUUCAUUUGGCCGGCACUGUUCAUUUGAAGGUUAAGUUCUCUGCUCCAUUCCGUAACAUUAAAACCGGCUAAAUGUAUGGUCUGAUGUUUUUCUGCAUACUGUUUAUUCUGUGACAACAUUAAAAGUGUGAGUUUUUAUUCAUGCGUGUGAAUUCUUUUUUUUUCUUGACUAUUAUAUGUACAAAACGGUGCCACUUUUCCUAAUAUGUCUUUUGUUGUCAGCACCUUUUUAUUCAUAGAAUUUUCAGUUUGUUAUUUAUUUUCUUCCUACAAUAUUUGUCAUCUGGCAAGAUGUUGGCGAAAUUCAGUGCUUAGGUUUUUUUCUUUAAUGAUUUUUUUUUUUACUGUGCGUAUGUGUGUUUAAGUUUAUUUUUAAUUUUACUAACAAUAAUAAUAAGAUUCUAAGAAUGCCUUAGAUGCUUGUUACAUUGUAAGUUCAAAUGCCAAAAAAAAAUGAAAAUAAGAAAGAAAUGAGGACAUAAGACAAAAAAACUAAAAUCAAUACCCAACAUUGCUUAUAUAAACAUACAUACAUGCAUACACUCACUUAAUUAUACAUACAUAUAUGUGUGUCCAUUUAAUGUUACACUUAAAUUGGAACCUUAUCUGGAAACUGUUAUGUGCAACUACUUAUACAUUCAAAUGUAUGUAUGUAUGUAUUUCCGCUCACGCUCAACUCACUUGUGUGUCACUAUUAUUUAUGUUUUUAUUUUUUUUAUUUUUGGUCUUGCUUUUGAAAGAGUCUCAUACUUGAAUUAAGUGGCAUGCCUUUCUUAAGGUUCAGUUAGUCUAGACUUAAUUUACGUAACGUUAACUAAUGUAUUGGCUAAAGCAAUAUAUUUUUGUUCCGAAAUUUAUUGAUGUGGCUUAUAGGCGGCCAAGUGACUAUCAGCUGAAAAGGCAAAUAAAAAAACAGAAUAUUUUCGUUUCUGGCUAAGUUGACGUGUUGAGUAAUCAUUGAUGAUUUCUUACGUAAAUUAAGUUAAGUCUACACUAACUAGACUAUUAGAUAAAUUCUUUAAUUGUUUUCAAGUUCGUCCGUUCUACUUACAUAAUUUUUAUAUAUAUUUUUUUGUUAUUUCUAUCACUGCCAUUUUUUGCGAAAUACAUACAUACGUGUAUAUUUUUGCUUAGGUUGUACAUACAAACAUAUAUUCUGCGUUAUUAGUUAUAUAUGUACCCGCAGCUGUAGAAAGGCACACAAUUUUAUUUGUUUUUGGUUAAUCUUCUUGAACGAAUAAACUUCUAUGCCUUUUGUGGAGUUUAUAGAAAGCCGGCCAGCAUUCACGCGGAAGAGUGGAACUGAGUUAAAUGCCUCGUGGCUUUGCGUCUUGAUUAGACUAGUUGUCCAACCCCUUAGCUGUUGGCGGCAUAUCUAUAUAUUGUUGUAAGACUUCCCAAUCAAUUCAACACAUGUUUUGCUUACCUUUUAGCAUUGUUGUCACUGAUUUUUUUUUUGUCACAGUUGAAUAGAAUUUUUCUACCUUAUAAUUUUUGGUUUUCAUUGAAUUCUCGAUUUUUUUUUUCUUUUUAAGACAACAGUAAAAUAUAAACUGAACUAUGCUGAAAAUAAGAAGGAACAUUAAAAUGCAUAUAAAACUAAAAUUUAAAGGAAAAUGGUAUAAAGAAAACAAUCCUCACGAUAUCCAAAAUAUUACAUAAUAUCCCUUUCCCAUUAUUAUUAAACGUAAUUCUGGUAAUAAUUAACUUUGUAAAAUAUUAAAGUAGUGUGUAAAAUACAAUAUAUAGUAUGUAUGUAUAUCCAUAAAUAAAUUAUGAGUAAUGCUAAGCGCUAAUGUAAAAAAAUCUACAGAAUAAUGUUAUGUAGAGCAUCUAUUAAUACAAUAAACUUGAAAAAUGAAAGUAACACAUAAACUAUUUUAAAUCUAUGUACAGUUAAACGUAAAAUUAGUAUUUAGUAUAGCGUUAGAACAGAUUAAUUAUUACAUACAUACAUAUAUUCACUAACUGCAAAGCAACUAAAGCUGAGUUAGUCAAAUUAAAAUUAAUGAUAAUAUAAAUAUUUAACAAAAACAAUAAAAGUGUAUGAAGCAAAACUUGAAAGAAGCAGCGUUAAAAUUUAAAGUUAUUGUAAAAAUUUAAAAAUUAAACCCGAAAAACAUCUAAUAAGCAAGGUCAGCUAGCGUUAGAGUAUUGAAAAAGUCUAUGCAUACAUACAUAUGUAUGUACUAGCACUAGCCCGCUCCGUUAGAUGCAUACAUAGUAUAUUUAGAAAUAAUUCAAAUAUGUAUGUUAAUACAUAUGUACAUACAGACAUACCUACAUAUAUGAUUAAUUAAAAUGAAAUACACAAAUAAAUAAGUUUCAUUACUGUACCAAUGUACAUUUUAAGUUGUAAUGCGCAAGAAGUUUCUCUUAAUUUUUUUUUGUUUGUUUUUAAACAAAGAAGCAACAAAAGGAAGAUCAAUAAAUUUGUCUGUUAUUUUUUUCGUACAACCAAUUAAAUGAGUUGUUUUUUGUUUAAAUCAUUUUGAUUGUAAUUCUCACCUCAUUUCAUUUGAUUUUCAUAACACACACACAUUCACUUAUACAUACAAAUAAAGAUAAAAGCGUGUAAGAGGCUUCGCACGUUUACUAAUACCCACUACCCAUGCGAACUUAAAUUAGUUUAUUCUAAAGCUCCUUUAUACCAUUCCUAAUAGAUUGGGCCUGUUCGAGGCACGUAAUAAAAGCGGCAUUACUGCCGUACUGAUGAAAAAUGGCUACAUUGCUGCAACUGGCCAACUGAUAAUACAUUGCUAGAAAUUCGCGCAACACUGCGGCUGUGAUUGCAACUCGAACAAGCCCCUAUUUUUUGUUAGAGAACACUUUUAGGUAACUUAGAGCACUAAAGCUUAUGGGUCGAUUACGGAUAGCAACGCAACCACGGUUCGGUUGCCAGCUGGCAAGAAAAUUUCUAUUACGAAUGGCAACUAUCGUCAGUUGCUGUCGAAUUAUCGAUAAUCGAAAUUUGACAGUUCGACAACCAGCAAGCGGCUGUAAACAAGCUGUGCGAGUAAAAUUAAAUGAUUAAAAUAAAGAGUUUUAAAGAAAAAACAGCAAUAAAGCUAAGCUCAUCACAAUUAUUUGUUUACGAGGGAGAGAAGUGCAUAAACGCGGCCUUAAUCAGGCGACAUUUAAAGGAUAAUUCCAAUCCUCUAGAGCUACCGCGUGCACUGUAAGCAAGUGUUAAUGCUUUCAAGGUUUUCUUUUAUUAUCGUUUUGUGUUCAUUUUCAAAACAUAUUGAGGACUUCCAAAAGAAGCUGUAGUAUAAUUGGUUAAUAAACAAAUGAACCACUUCGUUCAACUUCAAUACCUCCACUCAUAAAAGCUUGCGCACCUUUUCGAUUUUUCGCAGAAGGAAGUGCCACAGCGAUGACUUUAAUUUGGAAAACUUGGUGUGUCGGUAGUUGAUAACCUGAAAAAUUUGCAAUCAGCGUUCGAUUUUGUUUCGCCAAAAGGGCGUACUACACGGGAACUAAAAUUUCAAGUUAUUGUUUUGUUAUUUUCUCCACAUUCUGUAAAAGCAAACUGCAUUGCAAAAUGUUAAUAUAAAAUAUAUGACACACUUUCCAAUUUUCGCUCCUAAACACGCUCAAAAACAUUCUCAGCAACCACAAAAAUGUACUCGCCUGUAUGCACACUUUGUAGCAACUGCAGUUGUCAGUUGAAAGUUGCCAGUAUCCAUCUGUAAUAUCGUUUUGGCAACUAGCAACGCAACUGAAGUUCGAUUGCUAUCGAUAAUCGACCCAUAACUUCUGCUUGACAUACCAUAUAUGAUAUGGGACUGACAUUUUUUAUUCGUAUGUGGAAACUUUUAAAAGAAGUCAGUUAUAAAAAAAGCUUUUUUUUAAAUUUGAGUUUCAUUUGAGAAUAUUAUUAGGUAUCAACUUGGGCAUCAUAAAUUUAUGCAUCAAAAGUUGGAGAAUUUUGUUAUUUUGUAUCUGCUGUGAUUUUCAGCGCCGUUAAUGUAGCAUCUUUCUUGGGCCCAUCUUAGGUUCCUUGAAAACUCGGUACUGUUGCUAAACUUACAACAAGAACAAUCAUUAGAUUUUCAUUCGGCUCGUUUUUGAUUUUUACUUAGCUGCUAAUUAGAGCAGAGAGUUGCUAUACAUAUUAGCAACUGCAUUUUUUCUACUAUUUCUGCAGGUUUUUUGCACACAAGUCUUCAGCUUAAGAACACUUGAUAAUAGUUAUAUUCUUAAUAUACACUUUUCGAUUGAUAAAAAUUAUUAUUCUUAAUAUAAACUUUCGAUUCAGUGGCGUUGACCAUCGUCUACCCAACUAAGGGGGCCGUUGCUAUCCAUAAUCGACCCACUACAGUCGCAAUUCUUACAAAAAAAAUGUUUCUAUUAUUUCUUUAUAACUUUUAUAUACGAGUACGUACAGAGAUCACAAGUACCCUAUGUACAUACAUACAUACAUACAUAUGUAUGUAAAUCGAAAUAUUGAAGUUUUGUCGAAAAACAUGCGGAUAGUUUAAACAGAGCUAAAUAACACCAAAAAUAUCUAAAAUCAAUCACCUUAUACGCACAUACAUACAUAUGUACAUGCAUGCAUAAAUUACAAAAAAUUAAACCCAACAAUUAAAUACAUAGUACAUUCGAAUAUUCUUAUAUACGUACAUAUGUAGGUACACACCUAAAAAAUAAUAAAAAUCAGUAGCACUAUAGAAAGUUAUGUGCAUAUGUGUGUAUACUUGUUUGGAAACGCGUAUUAGCAAAUAUAACAUACAUAAAUCUACAGAUACCAAAAUAACAAAAAUUUAAAUAAAUAAAAAAAACAAUAGUUAUGAAAAAUGUGAAAUUGCAAGCAAAACCCAGAAAAAUACCUAAUUAACUAAAUAAAAAAUAGCAAAAUUGACGACUUUUAAGCGUAGUUGUUAAAAGCUUAGAAACUUAGCGAAAAUAUUAAAAAAGUAAAAAAAAGAAUUAAAAAUCGACGUCAACCCAUUUAACUGCAAGUGUCUAAAUUUAUAAAACGAACAUAUACAUAUUAACAUACAUACAUAAAUACAAAUCAUUGGAUUCUUCCUCUCUACUGCUCUGUUUUCCCACUUAAAACCCGACUUGUAAAAAACAAAAAUUUCUAUACAUAUACAAACAUACAUACAUAUGUAUAAUUUGCCUAGAUUUUAAAUGCUGCAAAAAGAUCUAUAAUGCAUACACUACGUGUAUGUAGUAAAUUCAUGCAUACAUAAGUAUGUAUAACACAUGUAAAUUACACAACAUAAAUUAUAUUGAAUAUUAAAUAUAUGAAUAGAUUAUAAAGAAACAUAUAUACCAUAUAUAUAUAAAAUAGACAGUUAUAAAGUCGUGGAUAUGAAAAAAAUAACAGAAAAAUUAAGAAUAAAUAUAAAAAUGAGAAACUCAAAAUAUAAUAGGCAAACAAAUAAGUGUUUUGUGCGUGUUGCGGGAAAUCGAGAAACAAACAAACUGUAAAUAUUAAUAAUAACUGUAUUGAUAAAUAUUAUAAUUAAAUUGAC
Molecule: messenger RNA, 8483 nt
Organism: Rhagoletis pomonella (apple maggot)
Lineage: Eukaryota; Metazoa; Arthropoda; Insecta; Diptera; Tephritidae
Product: protein split ends-like
Exons: 5
Biological process (GO): regulation of transcription by RNA polymerase II
Cellular component (GO): nucleus
Molecular function (GO): mRNA binding
Source: RefSeq, a predicted model, not a curated record